AUGACAGAACCAGCUCCCUCUUUUAGCAAGAUUAAAACCUUGUAUGACAUGUAUUAUGGUUUUAGACCAAACAAACCAACUUUUCUACCUGAAGAAUAUCCAGAUUUAACUGGUAAGACUGCAAUCGUUACAGGAUGUAACACUGGUAUUGGUUAUUUUGUCAUGAAACUUUUGUAUUCCAAGAAUUGUAAUGUAAUUGCCGUUGUAAGAACUGAAUCUAAAGGUAUCGAAGCUCGUGAAAAAGUUCUUGAAGAAAUCAAGGAAUCUAGUGGUUCUAUAUCAGUAGUAGGUGGUUGUGACUUAUUAGAUAUGACAAGUAUUAAAUCUGCUGCUGAAAAGGUUAAACAAACAUUAGGUGACAAACCCUUGAAUAUUAUUAUUCAUAACGCAGGGUUGAUGUCCAGCUUUAAUGAUGGUGUUUCUAAGCAAGGUAUUGAAGCAAUGUUUUCUACUAAUGUUAUGGGACCUCAGCUGUUGCAACAUUUCUUGGAUCCAUUGUUUUUGAAAAAAGAUUCAGAUUUCAAAAGAAUUGUUUGGGUUAGUUCAGUUGCUCAUUUAGUUGGUUUCCCACAAUACGGUAUAAAUUGGGAAAAUCCUGGUUUUAUUAAUGAACCUCUAGACAAGAGGCCAGCAUAUUGGACAUUAUAUGGUCAAUCGAAAGCUGCAAAUAUUUUGCAGGCUAAGGCUUGGUAUACUAAAAAUCAAAAAAUUGCAGAUGAAAUUGGUUGUGUGUCUGUCUCAUGUUACCCAGGUAAUCUAAAGUCUGAAUUAUCAAGAGACUUUGGUACGAUUUCAAAAUUCGUUAUUAUGUCAGUAUGCUGGGAUGUUAUUUAUGGUGCUUAUUCGGAAUUAUAUGCUGCUCUGUCUCCUGAUUUGACUACCAAAGAUCAAGGUGCCUAUGUUGUACCAUUUGGUGAAGUCCAGGAUCCUAGAAAUGAUCUGAAAGUGGGAUUGACUAAUGGAACUGAUUUAAAGCUUUUCAAUAUGGUAGAAGACAUGAUUAAGGACUAUUUCUAA
This is a messenger RNA of Vanderwaltozyma polyspora DSM 70294, 1017 nucleotides long. RefSeq lists its product as uncharacterized. Lineage: Eukaryota; Fungi; Ascomycota; Saccharomycetes; Saccharomycetales; Saccharomycetaceae. Bases 1 to 1017 code for a protein of 338 amino acids. The record is from RefSeq and is a predicted model, not a curated record. The transcript has a single exon.